Messenger RNA from Cladophialophora yegresii CBS 114405, 369 nucleotides. RefSeq lists its product as uncharacterized. Lineage: Eukaryota; Fungi; Ascomycota; Eurotiomycetes; Chaetothyriales; Herpotrichiellaceae. The transcript has a single exon. Bases 1 to 369 code for a protein of 122 amino acids. The record is from RefSeq and is a predicted model, not a curated record.
AUGUCCUCCAACUCAAAGACACCAGAGGACUCAAAGAAAUGGGACUCUCUGGGCUAUCCCAUCAACAAGCAUCCCGACAAGACCUACCACUACCCAAGCCGCACUGAAUUCGACUCCAAUACGGGCAAGUACCAUGCCCACCCUUCAUAUUCGAACGACAGAGCCGCGCGAGACCGAGAGGCGUCCAUGUCCUCCGGCCGAGAUUUCGCCUACUCGAGCAAAGAUCCACGUCACGAGAGUUCGCGCAACCAUGGACCUAGGACGAAUGACCAAGCUGCGAGGGAUCGCGAGGCAGCGAACUCCGGAGGACGGGACUUUGCAUACUUGACCAAGAGUUCCCGGCAUUGGGAUUCCAGGACCGGGAAAUAA